Molecule: messenger RNA, 285 nt
Organism: Necator americanus (New World hookworm)
Lineage: Eukaryota; Metazoa; Nematoda; Chromadorea; Rhabditida; Ancylostomatidae
Exons: 2
Coding region: 1-285 (94 amino acids)
Molecular function (GO): protein dimerization activity
Source: RefSeq, a predicted model, not a curated record
AUGAAAGCUAUGCACAGAGAAGCUCGUCCUUCUGCACCUGUCACGUCUACAGGACGAAUUCGCAAAUCUUCUGCUGAGAGGAAGGAGAAGUUAAAGGUCGAGUCCACUCUUCGUCGCCUUGUCGGCUCCGAAGAAGGCACGUCACAACUCGAACUCGUACUCUCCGCCAUACGAUAUAUCCGGGAACUGCAGUCCCAACUGGAGAACGACAAGGAGAACAACGUUCCCGAUGGACUGCAGGAUUUCUUAACUCAGUGUGCAGUGAGCAAAGCAGCCACCGCUUGA